GUGCACGUGAACUUUUUCCAGCAUGGACGACGAGCAAGGGGACGUAGACGCGCUGCUCGUGACCCACGCCGAGAGCAUCGCCGCCGUGCGCGCGCUCGUCCGCGACGCGCUCACACCCGAGUUUGACGACGACAUCUGGCUCAUGCGCUUCAUCAUGAGCAACGGCAGCCCCGCGGCCUGCGAAGUGCCGAUCCGAGACACGAUUCGCUGGCGCACCGAGCGUGCCGAGGUCCUUGGCCGCAUCCGCGCCGGCGCCAAGGCGCCGUGGCACGACGAGAUCACGAAAUACCAGGUGGUCGGUGACCACAAGUACACGUCACGGGGCGAGCCUCUCUUCUACGUGCGCGUCGGGCUCUGCAACGCCAAGUCGCUCUUGCGCAACGUGGCGUACGACGACAUCCUCGAGUACAUGCUCUUGUCGCGCGAGAGCAUGGUCAGCUACCUCGAGGCGAGAACGCGCGCGACGCGGCGGCUCGUGAAAGGCAUCAACGUGCUCGACUUUGCCGGCUUUUCGCUCACGACCAAGUCGGACCCGCGCUUCACCAAGCUCCUCGGCGAGUGCAGUCAGCUCGCGGAGAAGAUGUACCCGCAAAUGGUUGGUCGCUCGAUCCUCCUCAACACGCCGUCGCUCUUGUCGUGGAUGUUUCGCGUCAUCAAGCCGUGGCUUAACCCCGCGACGCUGGCCAACGUCGUCGUGUGCCCCGGCGGCGCGUCGCUGGCGUCGUGCCCGUACCUCUCGGCGUACUUGCAGCUCGACGACGUGCCCACGUUCCUUGGCGGUCGCUGCGCAUGCGACGGCAACGGGUGCAUCGGCAACAUUCCCAACUCACAGACGCGACCGCUCGUGCAAUUUGAUGCCGACGGGUGCGCGACGCUUCUCGCCGCCGCGCGUGCAACCGAGCGCAUCGAAGUGGCUGUCACAGGCGGGCGGCGCCUUCUCUACGCCGUCGGGGUGCCCGGCAAGCCCGUCGACGUGGCCGUGAGCUUCCGACCUCUCGACGCUGGACUCGAUGCCGUCGUGAUGCUCUUCCAGCAGCGCCUCAGCCACACGCCCGAGCUGCACCACGACUCGUGGACGGCAAGGAGCGACGGCGUCGUCACGAUUGCGUUUAGCAACACGGCGUACUAUGGUGGCCGGGCCGUCCAGUACCGCACCAAAGUCGUCGCAGCUGCCCCAGUGACGGAGAUCGCUGUUACCCCAGAGUCGGAGACCACGUAGACAAAUACCUCAUAGUCGAAUGCAAAUAUCAUGUUCAACCCAUCCGCCAGUAUGGCUCCUCGA
Messenger RNA from Saprolegnia diclina VS20, 1282 nucleotides. RefSeq lists its product as hypothetical. The transcript is spliced from 2 exons. NCBI's taxonomy places the organism in Eukaryota, Oomycota, Saprolegniomycetes, Saprolegniales, Saprolegniaceae. The record is from RefSeq and is a predicted model, not a curated record. Bases 23 to 1219 code for a protein of 398 amino acids.